Messenger RNA from Lolium perenne, 2415 nucleotides. Its product is annotated as wall-associated receptor kinase 5-like. The record is from RefSeq and is a predicted model, not a curated record. Gene Ontology annotation, molecular function: calcium ion binding; ATP binding; polysaccharide binding. Gene Ontology annotation, cellular component: plasma membrane. NCBI's taxonomy places the organism in Eukaryota, Viridiplantae, Streptophyta, Magnoliopsida, Poales, Poaceae. Gene Ontology annotation, biological process: protein phosphorylation; cell surface receptor signaling pathway.
AGUUCCACACCACAAUUGCUUACAUAUACACACACCAAACAUAGGGUUAGUUAGCACUUCCUUCUGGCUGAGCGUACCACAUCACGCAAAUGCGUGCGGCAAGUAUAGCAGCCCUGCUGCAGCUUCUGGCCACUAUGCUAGUGCUAGUCUCAGUCAACGUUGCAUCACCCAACUGCGCCAGCAUAUGCGGGAACAUAAGCAUUCCUUACCCGUUCGGCCUCGGAGCCGGAUGCCACCGCGAGAGCUUCAAGCUCUUCUGCAACGAGACAUACCAUCCCCCAAAGCUCUUCAUGGAAAAUUCUGUAGUCGAAGUUCUGGAAAUAUCGACGCAAGACAGCACGGUGACCAUCGACAGCGGGAUCCUCAGCUUAGCACUAGCAAGGAAUGAGGAUACCAACGCAGUAUGGGCAAUUCCCCUUAACGGCAGCAUCUAUACGACGUCGGCAAUAAGAAACGAUCUCGUAGUGCUGGGGUGCGGAUUCAUCAUGCUAGUUGCAUUUGAUCACGAAUCAGCACCAGCCUCCAGUACGUUAUAUGAUUGUCUGUCCAGUUACCCGAAGCAGCAAGUGUUGCUAUUUGAUAGCAAUCUGAUCCCUAUUGAUUUAAGUAUACGCGAUAUAACCGCCCCAAUCAAUGCAAGCUUGGCUGUAAUGGAGGGUGGAUGGUGGAGCAACGGGAACAACAUGACGCUGCAGAAAGCGGUCUUAGCUGACACUACACUUGGUGCCUCCAGAGGUGUGGUCCACUCUAUACCGGGGGUACCGAUCAGGACAGUUAUCAGUUGGGUGUUCAGUAGUCUGUCAUGUGCUGAGGCUAGAAAUUCAAGUGACUUUGGAUGCCUCAGCAACAACGGUGAGUGCCUUGACUACAUCAAACAAGAUGAUUCAGCAGGAGGUUACACAUGCCACUGUCGGGGAGGCUACGAAGGCAACCCUUACCGACGACAUGGAUGCCAAGAUAUCAACGAGUGUACUCGUCCAGGAGAGUACUCAUGCUCUGGCCAGUGCACAAAUUUAAUAGGAUCAUACACCUGUACCUGCCCACAUGGCACCAGUGGUAACCCCCGGAAACAAAAUGGAUGUUCUUCAACCAAAUCGGCCAAAGAAAAAUUCUCAGGAUUUGCCAUUGCGCUAAAGGUUGGCAGUGGUGUAGGUGUUCUGCUAAUUAUCAUUGCUGUUCUAUUCGUGAGACGAAAUCUCAUCACUUGGAAAGCAAAAAAGUCGAGAGAAUUUUUCUUCAAACAGAACAGAGGGUUGUUGCUACAACGGCUUGUAGACAAGGAUAUCGCUGAAAGGAUGAUGUUUAGCUUACAAGAGCUUGAAAAGGCGACAAAUAAGUUCGACAAUGCUCGGAAACUUGGAGGAGGAGGCCAUGGUACUGUCUACAAGGGGAUUUUAUCUGACCAACGUGUUGUUGCCAUCAAGAAAUCAAAAGUUAUAAUUCAGAGAGAGACAGAUGAUUUCAUCAAUGAGGUUGCCAUCCUUUCUCAGGUAAACCACAGGAAUGCAGUGAAGCUUUUUGGAUGUUGCCUCGAGACAGAAGUUCCAUUGUUAGUCUAUGAGUUCAUUUCAAAUGGCACUCUCUAUGAUAAACUUCAUGCCAGUACCCCACUAUCAUUUCCAUGGAAAGAGCGGCUAAGAAUAGCCUUUGAAACCUCAAGAUGUCUUGCCUAUCUGCACUCAGCUGCUUCAAUAUCAAUAGUACAUAGAGAUAUCAAGUCCGCCAACAUACUACUUGAUGAUCAGCUCACAGCAAAAGUAUCAGAUUUUGGAGCUUCUCGAGGCAUCCCCAUUGAUCAAACUGGAGUUGCAACUGCUGUUCAAGGAACCUUUGGAUAUUUGGAUCCAGAGUACUACCACACACGGCGACUCACUGAGAAAAGUGAUGUAUACAGCUUCGGUGUCAUGCUUGUGGAGUUAUUAACAAGGAAGAAGCCAUGUGUCCACAUGCCAUCACCAGGAGCGAGUCUAACUGCAGAGUUCAUCUUGCGAGUGAACCAAGGCAAACUCUUCGAGAUGCUAGACCAGCAAGUCAUUGAGGAAGGGGGUGAAGAAGCCAAGGACGUUGCAGUGGUAGCAGUGAUGUGCUUAAGCUUAAAGGGUGAAGAUAGACCCACAAUGAGGCAAGUUGAGACAAGACUUGAAGCGAUGCAAACAGUGGCAAACAACGCACCACUGGAACAGAACAAUGUCAAUGUGGAUGAUGACAACUUCAGUAGGCACUACAGCAUGGAGGAAGAAUGCAUGUCAUCUAUGGAUUUUCCUCGGUAACCCUAUUGCUAUUUGUGUCAUAGAUCCAUCUAUAUAUUAAGGACAGAGAAAAUGAGGUCCUCACGGUGCACCACCCCAUACAUCAUGUAUUUUUAUCCAAUCAGUGCAUGACGUGUGGCUGAUGCUAGUACUUUUUUAUUUACUA